AUGCGACCCUUGAAAGUUCGAUUCAUGGAAAAGAUAACGGUAGUGCCUAUUAAGCUCUAUUCUCGCAGAAGUUUACAUCUGAAAUUCCUUUUUUAUCAAAUAAUCAGUAAAUUUCUUUCUAUUUUCUUAUUUGAGCAUGAAUCACCUGAAAUGAGUCAGGCAAUUUUGAAAAAAUAAUUUAUCCCCACUAUUUAAAAAAAAAAGAAAGAAAAAAAACAGUCUUAAGACCAAAUGGCAGAUAUGUCCGGAGUGAGCAAAACCAUCAUAAUUCCCGAUGGCGAUGAUGAUUAUUAUUACGAAGAGUUGAACGAUGAGUUUGGCAAUCAGCAAAGUCUGAUAGAAGAAAUUUCAGCGGUGCAACGUCGAGAAGUACUUCGCGGUAAAGUUUCCCACAAAGGCCAGCAAAAGCGAGAGGUCAACUUUAAAAUGAGACAACCGCACAACUUUCACAUUCAAAAUGAGGAUAAAGGCACAAAGAGACGUACAAACGAAGAAAAAAGAAAAUCAUGGAAUCUACCAUCUACAUCAAAACAGCCGAUCGUCAGUUCCGACCUUAAAAGGUUCAAUCAUAAGAAUGAAAUCGUCACACCAUGUUCAUACCAAAUGGUACAAACUUCAAGCAAAACGAGUCCAGAGAUCGAUACAAUCUCAAAGACGAACAAAAGGACGAAAAAUAGGACACAGUUGAAAAAUACACAAGAAAACAAGAAAAAGGAAGUUCCAUGGAGUGCAAUUGUCCACUCGAUUUCUAUGAAUCCAAGAAAUGCGGUGAAGAAUGCUAGCAAUGUUGAUACGGGAAAUGACGAUCUGCCUGAGGAUCUUUCUAAAGAACGAGAUUCAAAUCCGAUGAAAAGCUUUGACGCUGAUCAACAGUAUAAUUUAGAAGGUACAUCAGCUGAACAAGAAAGGAAAGAAAACCAGACAAAAGUCCUGGCUCAUGGAAGUAACGUUAUUCCGGUGGUCGAGUAUGCGCAGGCUGAAUGCAUGUCGAUGUCGAGUCAAAGUUCAGAGGAAAAUUCUGCACUGGAGACACAGGAUUUAUCGGUUAAUAAAAGAAAUAUAAUUUACUAUGAGCCAGUAGCAAAAGCAGAUUCUGCACAAAUUGAUGCAAAUACACAGAUUUCAGUAAUAAACUCUAAUCCUAUGCAUCAAGUUUCAAGUCCACCUUCCCAAACUGAACCUGCCCCCUCAGAACAACAGCAAAACGAGGUGCAACGCCGAUACCUGGGAAUGUUGCAACAGCCUUUAAACGUGAACAUCGAAGACCAAAUAGAAGCAUCCGCCGGACAGGUAUGGAAUGUCACAGGUACACCGGCGACUCAAAUACCACAGGAAACAGUUCAACUGUCGAUCAGCAUCGGAGACAAUGCUUGCACUGUAACACCUUGUGCUUUAGUCCAGCCAGUAGAGGUUCGGGGGAUUUUACAAGCCCCUAUGUCAGAGGCUUCAACAACUAUAGUGAGUCAUCAGAUUACUGGAACUCCUCUUCAGUUAAACAUUGCGAAUGUUAAUAUAAACAUCAUCCUGCCCCAGAGUGUAAACUCGAUAAUCCAUGACUUGAUCCCGGUGCAACCUUCAAGAAAUACAGUGCCCGGACAAGGGCUUCUCGCUUUGGCCCAGCCCCAGCAACCCAGUGCGAACAAUAUGCAAAAUUACGAAAUGAUUUCCCCGACGACGACAGCACAGCAUGAAACCCAGCAGACGCGUACUAUGCACGUUGCGCCCGCUCAGAUCCACUCGGCUUACGGUACGUAUAGUGUACAGUCGAAUUCGAUGCCGAGAAUGGCUACUGGAGCUAGAAGGAUUUGCCAUUUAAAUAACCAAGGUUUAUUAAGGAGGGAUCAAUAUUUGCCAAACUACUCUGGAGUUCCUUAUCAGAACAUUACAAGGAAUGCAAACCCUUGGGGACACAAUCACCCGAACAGUUCCUACUACCACCCGGUUAAUCCUUACAACCACCACAUUCCGAGGCAUAUGGCACGUCCUCCUCCGCCGCCAUACCACAUCAACAGGUGCGAUUGCAACCAUUGCCCGCAGACGCACAACCCUUACAGGACUUACAAUGCGAGCAACAUGACGCUCAACCGCCAGCUUAUGCACGAUCAAAACUAUCCGCUGAACCUCCAGGCAAGAAGACACCCUAAAAGUUAAAUAAAUUGGCAUUAGAU
Messenger RNA from Cimex lectularius (bed bug), 2168 nucleotides. RefSeq lists its product as uncharacterized. The transcript has 21 exons. Lineage: Eukaryota; Metazoa; Arthropoda; Insecta; Hemiptera; Cimicidae. The record is from RefSeq and is a predicted model, not a curated record. Bases 232 to 2151 code for a protein of 639 amino acids.